AUGAACGAGAAUAGCAUCAAGCUAUAUCCCGCCGCUGCAGGUCUUCCCUGGCAUUGUACCAUUCCAGUUCUGAGGCAGACCAAACAUUGGAAAGCUGCAUUAUCUAUGGUCACAAAGCUGCUAAAUCUAUUUGCAGAGGACGACAUUGCCAAUACUACUCUUUACAGAGGGUCCAAGUCAUAUGCGAAUAUGGCUAAAAAGGAGCUACGCGUCAUAGAUCACAGUUGGCCUAGAUUUACCUUUUAUCUGUGGCCUGCCGCUGAUGAGAGGAGGCUCGAGCUGCUCUCCGCUACUAUGACCUUAUUGUUCAUCUUUGAUGAUCUCCGUCUAAUUUAUCCUCAAGAUGUAUGGGAGAUGCAAGAUGAAGAAACAAUUCGCAUCAUUCAGUCCGAAUUUAUUUCUUGCCUGAAACUACCGGACUCUGAGACUUCUUUAUCCGAGAGGGAGCGGAACCUCACACCCCUCCAGGCUAUGAUAACUCAAGUUAUACAAGGGUAUUAUGAUGAAGAUCUGAAAGGAGGAGAUGGCGGCAAGGACGUCGUGAAGUACCUGAUCGAUUUCAUCAACCACCCUCCUCCCGCCAAGACUUACAAUACGCUGAGAGAGUAUGUGGAUUACCGCAUUGUCGAUAUGGCUGCACAAUACGGCCUUGCAGGUGUCAAAUUCUCCCUACACUCCAGUGUUCAGAUUGACAGUCCUACCAUUAAACGGUUUAUCAGGCUUUCAUUAGAGCAUAUCUGCUACUCUAACGACCUUGGCUCAUACGAAAAGGAGAAACAGGCAUAUAAUCAAGGUCGUGUCUCGUACAUCAUUAACGCGGUUGACGUGAUCAAGAAACUGUUCAACCUUCCUGAUGAUGUCACCGCAAAGUCAGUUACCCUUGCUCUUCAAAAGCAGACCGAGAUAGAAAUCGGAACGGAGCUUGAACAGCUUCGUGCAUCGGGCAAAGCUACUGCCGAGGAGCUUGAAUAUUGCGAAGCCGUGCUCCAUUUAUCAAUGGGCAAUACAUUUGCUUCAGUGGUCAUGUCCCGUUAUGGAGGGGAUGUCGCACGACUUAUAUCCUAA
This is a messenger RNA of Psilocybe cubensis, 1065 nucleotides long. RefSeq lists its product as uncharacterized. The transcript has 4 exons. NCBI's taxonomy places the organism in Eukaryota, Fungi, Basidiomycota, Agaricomycetes, Agaricales, Agrocybaceae. The record is from RefSeq and is a predicted model, not a curated record. Bases 1 to 1065 code for a protein of 354 amino acids.